Solea senegalensis (Senegalese sole) is the source of this 647-nucleotide messenger RNA. RefSeq names its product ADP-ribosylation factor-like protein 6. Gene Ontology annotation, cellular component: axoneme; cytoplasm. The record is from RefSeq and is a predicted model, not a curated record. Gene Ontology annotation, biological process: protein localization to cilium; intracellular protein transport; vesicle-mediated transport. The transcript has 7 exons. Gene Ontology annotation, molecular function: GTP binding; GTPase activity. Lineage: Eukaryota; Metazoa; Chordata; Actinopteri; Pleuronectiformes; Soleidae. The annotation marks the transcript as partial.
AUUGAAAAGUUCAAGUGUUCAAGCAUGUCCUUCACCGUGUUUGAUAUGUCUGGACAGAGCAGAUACAGAAACCUCUGGGAGCAUUACUACAAAGAAGGUCAUGCCAUCAUAUUUGUCAUUGACAGCGGCGACAAACUGAGAAUGGUUGUGGCCAAAGAGGAACUCGAUACUCUUCUCAACCACCAAGACAUACGCAGCAGAAAGAUGCCAGUGUUGCUCUUUGCCAACAAGAUGGAUCUGCGGGACGCCAUGUCUUCUGUCAAGGUCUCACAGAUGUUGUGUUUGGAGAACAUCAAAGACAAACCUUGGCACAUCUGUGCGAGCAAUGCCAUCAAAGGAGAGGGCCUGCAGGAAGGGCUGGACUGGCUACACGAACAAAUUGCACAAUCACAUCAAAACAAUGAACACAUAAAUGACUGAAGUGCUUGUGACCGUGGACACAUUAUGGAUGUGGUGAACUCUAUCCCCAUUCACCUAAUGGAGUACUCAUCACACGUGAUGUUGCAGGCCUUACAAAGUCUAGUACUUGUGUGCAUGCUUCAAAUGUAAUGCCGUGUGUCUUUGAAUAAAUAAAACUGUGCAAUAAGUAUAAUUUGUAUAUGACUAACAGUUUGAAGCGGCCAUCAUUAAAACAAGCUGCACUUCAA